Setaria italica (foxtail millet) is the source of this 504-nucleotide messenger RNA. RefSeq names its product clumping factor A. The transcript has a single exon. The coding region runs from base 1 to 504 and encodes 167 amino acids. The record is from RefSeq and is a predicted model, not a curated record. NCBI's taxonomy places the organism in Eukaryota, Viridiplantae, Streptophyta, Magnoliopsida, Poales, Poaceae.
AUGGCCCGCAACGCCGCCGCCGCCGCCUGCUCGGCCGCCGUCCUCCUCCUAGCCGUGUCCGUCUACGCCGCCGGCGACACCACGGGUCCGCGGACGGCCGUGCAGGCGCCUGACCUCGCCGCCGGCGUGGAGGAAACACGCAGCCUGCUGCCGGUGCACCACGACGGUGACAAGGAGGUGGAGGAGGACAUCAAGGCUGGGGGGCGUCGGGCCGCCUCGGCCGGCGACGUGGCAAGCUUGGCCACCGCUGGCGAGGAAGACAAGGAGGUUGGAUCCGACUGGGGAGAGCCAAAGAAGCGGGACGACAAGAACGACUCCGAUUCAGACUCUGAUGACGAUUCAGGUUCCGAUUCAGACUCUGAUUCUGACUCUGACUCAGAUUCUGAUGACGAGGAGGACCACAACUCGAAGAAAGGAAGCAAGAAGCACCCGGCUCCCUGGAGGAAUGGAGCUUCGGGAGGUCAGCACGAUGACAAGCAGCCUGAAAUGGUAAUCAAGAUUUGA